UUCCCCUCCCCCAUCGGAGGCCGGCUCCGUUGGCUCAGUGUCUCGGAGAGGAGCGGGAGCAAGGCCUGAAGCAGGCUUCGAACUUGGUCUUUUUCUUUUUGCCGCAGGGCUAGUACGGCGAUGGUUUCACAGAAGUCCACAAAAGGUUCCGUUGUCCUUGAUUACAUAUUUCAUCAUAUAAAUCUAGUGGAGAUAGAUUAUUUUGGACUGCGCUACUGUGACAGAAACCAUCAGACGUACUGGCUGGAUCCUGCCAAAACCCUCGCGGAACACAAAGAGCUCAUCCACGCUGGCCCACCAUACACUUUUUAUUUUGGCAUCAAAUUCUAUGCUGAAGAUCCUUGUGAACUUAAAGAAGAAAUAACUCGAUACCAGUUUUUUUUGCAGGUGAAGCAAGAUGUGCUCCAGGGGCGCCUCCCCUGCCCCGGCCACGUUGCUGCUCAGCUGGGAGCGUACGCCCUGCAGGCUGAGCUUGGAGACUAUGACCCACAUAAGCACCCUCCAGGAUAUGUGUCUGAGUACCGAUUUGUUCCAGAUCAAAAGGAAGAACUGGAAGAUGCCGUAGAACGGAUACAUAAAACGCUCAUGGGUCUGGUUCCGUCUGAGGCAGAAAUAAAAUACUUGGCCACUGUCAAAUCCCUGGAGAUGUACGGAGUGGACCUCCAUCCCGUCUACGGAGAAGGCCGAUCGGACUAUUUCUUGGGCUUAACUCCUGUGGGCGUGGUCGUCUACAAGGACCGGAGGCUCGUCGGGAAGUAUUUCUGGCCGCGAAUUACAAAGGUUCACUUCAAGGAGACGCAAUUUGAACUCAGAGUCCUGGGAAAAGACUGCACUGAAACCUCCUUCUUUUUUGAAACCUCGAGUAAAAGCGUUUGCAAACAUCUCUGGAAGGGCUGUGUGGAACAUCAUACAUUCUUCAGAAUGCCAGAAGAGGAAUCCGGCUCCUUGGCAAGAAAGCUCAGCAAGUUGGGUUCCCUGAGUCACAAACACCGAUCCAGGAUAGCCUUACAAAUGGGCCGAGACCGUUCUGUUCCUCUUCCCCGACCCGAUCAGAAGGUGGAAAGAAGCCGAAGCAAGACAUACCCUAAGAGAAUAGCACAAACACAGCCAUCAGGAUCAAACAGCAUAAACCGGGUUACUGAAGGUGCGGAAAAUGGAGGAACCACCAAGAUCAUGGCACCUUUGCCAGUCCAAAGCUUUAAGAAGUCGGAAGGUGAAAACAGUCCCGAAACUCCAACAAGCAAAGCAAGUGCACCAUGGGAGGAAAACGGAGCCCAGGGGGGGCUGUACAAUUGUUCCAGUGACCGUAAGCGAUCCCCAAAGUUCCCUUCUGCACGGAGAAGAAGCCCAUCUGGCAGCAGUGACCCAGAGCCCGGACAGCCAGCUAGGAGAAGGAAAGCACGCAAUAGUGGUGAUGACUCAGAUCUAAAGCUAAGGAGAAGGUCCCGUUCACGCUGCAAUACAAGCAGUGGUAGUGAAUCUGAACAUUCUAAAAGAGAACAUCAGAAAAAGAGAAACAGGUUCAGGCAGGAGAAUGGCGUGACGGACUCGGCCCCUCAGUGGGAAGCGGCGUUGCAGCAUCCAAAGGAAAAACCCGAAGCGAACUCCAAUAGCAGGCGAUCCCGGCACAGAUCUCGCUCGAGAAGCCCCGACUUCCAAGCGAAGGAAGAGCUGUGGAGGCACAUUCGGAAAGAACUUGUCGAUCCUUCCGGGCUGUCAGAAGAACAACUAAAAGAGAUUCCUUACACCAAAAUAGAGACUCACGGCGACCCCGUUCGUGUCAGACCUUGUCGCUCCCCCCGAAGUCGUCGCCAGUACCGACGAUCCCAGGGUUCGGAUGGAGAAAGGUCCGCGCUGUCGGACAGGAAUGCAAAGACCGACCUCGUGCCACCACUUCCUGUCACUCGGCCGUCAGAUUCACAGUGUUUCAGUGGUUCGACUUCCUAUCAGGUUAGAAUCGAGUCCAAAGACAGACCUCAGCCGUCUUCCAGCGCAGCGGCCCCCCGACGCCCCCCUCCCAAGCAGCCGCUUGACCUGUGACGGCAGGACCAGCACGAGCCGCUUCGCCCCUCCUGUGCCCGCCCAGCUAGAGGGAAUUUAACCUGCCCGGCUGGGGGUCUGCAGGGGGAUCGCCGAGUCACUCGAACAAACAGACAAGCUUCGCUUUACAAUCAGCUUUAAUACAAACAGGAAGCUCCCGGAGCCCCCCCCCCCCCCCCCCCCCGCGGCUCUUCAGCUGCCCCAAUCGGGGCCAGCCGGCGGCUUCUCCAUCCUGGGACUCGGCCGGACAGUCGAUGCGGCUCCACGAACGCUGCCCUGAAAGGAAGAAAACGGCCGAGUGAAGUCACGUGCUUGGAAGCCAGACCCCACAGGCCCCGCCCCCGACGGGCCGGUAAAGACCAGAAAAACCCUGAAGGGAUGGACAAGAGGGCGGAAGUGAGGCUGUUCGGGUUGUGACCGGACAGAAGGGGGGCCGCGGGCGGCUCAGCCCCUUCCCGGCGGGGUGACCCCGACAAGUCCCGUGACCCCCCUUGCCCUGGAGCCAAUAGAAAUGCUGCCGGACAGACUGUGGCUUGGCUCGAUUUGGGAACCGAACCAGAACUUGCCAGGAAUCGAUGUGGCGUUCAGGGCGGCUCAACAAUGCAACACGUGGAAGUCUCAGUGGACGGAGCCGGGCCUAGCCGGGGGUCCUGGGUUCCAAUCUGGCCCCCGACCCGUCCCCAGCACUGCCUCCAGGAGGGCAAGUCAGAGACGCCGGCUGGGAAAUGAGGCUUCCAUGGAGCACCAGCCAUCAGGCCGCAGCCAGCGAUCCCACAAGCAAGGGCUCUUGGGGGAGUGCCUGGACCUCCGGGAUCCGCCGGAGCCGCUUCCGGGGGGCGGGCGCGCCGCGGCCUAGACUGUCACUUUGCCAGCACACUCGGCCAAGGCACGCAGAUGCCUGCCGAGAGGAGGCUGCAAAGUCUUCCUUUGCGCCUUUUUUGACACCUCGUGCACCAGUGGCCAAAGUGAACGGGCAACACAAAAGGCGAAUAGCCAGGCCGAGCGGCCCCCCACGUGACUCGGGCCAGCCCCCCGCCCCCCACCGACCUUGUCCGGCGGCGCUUCCUUCUUCCUCCUCCGUCCGGGCCGCCUCACACGUCUCCACUCCGGAUUCACGGUUUGCCGACGGCGGGCCUGAGAGAGAACAUGCGGGGUUCCCUUGGGUUACGCGGCACGUCCAAAUCCGCCUCCCUCAGCCCUCCUCCAGCCGCUCGCAUUCAGUCACCGCCCGGAGCGCACAAACGUUACUAACCGAAGCUUGUAUUUUUGGGGGUCUCUACUUAAGUCACGUGGAAAACCCACGUGAAUUCAAUGUAAGCGCUCCUCCCCCGCCGCCCCCCCCCACGUGGCUAACCACUUCCCAGCGCUUUCCUAGCUAGGCAGCAAGAACGGCCCCAGAGAGCGGGGCUGGCGGUAGCCGGCACACAAACAGGCCUCGAUAAAGGAAAUGCUCGAGUCCAAGUUCUCCCCGCUUCUCCCCGCCGCCACGCGGGAAGAAAAGUCAGCCAACUGCAGCGGCAGGCCGGGCCCGGGGCCUCCUCCCCGGCUUCGCAUGCCCACGACCUGCUGGGGAGCGAGCGCCCAGGACGGGGGCCGGGAGCCCGCCAUCGCCCCACCCUGGCCCGCUAUUCCUGGCAGGCGCCGGCACCGAGUCCCGCCCGGCCGGCCGGCCCAAGCUACCUACCUCAUGGAGGUUGAAGCCACAGUCCGAAAGAAGCCCGUCCCCAGAGGGACAUCCGCCCAGCGCCGCCAGCGCUCCACGGCAUGGUGGGGCCGAGAGGUGCGCCGCCGCCGAACUACGGAACACGGAAGCGAAAA
Messenger RNA from Monodelphis domestica (gray short-tailed opossum), 3858 nucleotides. NCBI's taxonomy places the organism in Eukaryota, Metazoa, Chordata, Mammalia, Didelphimorphia, Didelphidae. The record is from RefSeq and is a predicted model, not a curated record.